This is a messenger RNA of Girardinichthys multiradiatus, 3626 nucleotides long. RefSeq names its product huntingtin associated protein 1 (gene hap1). Gene Ontology annotation, biological process: anterograde axonal transport of mitochondrion; neurotrophin TRK receptor signaling pathway; neurogenesis. The record is from RefSeq and is a predicted model, not a curated record. Gene Ontology annotation, cellular component: dendrite. The transcript has 16 exons. The coding region runs from base 1 to 2634 and encodes 877 amino acids. Gene Ontology annotation, molecular function: signaling receptor binding. NCBI's taxonomy places the organism in Eukaryota, Metazoa, Chordata, Actinopteri, Cyprinodontiformes, Goodeidae.
AUGAAGUUUGGAGCAACCAACGAGGCACCCAGCUCUAAGCUCCUGUUCACCCUGAACCUUCCACCCCGAGGCAAGCUGUCCCAGCCUGCACCCUCUCCUUCUUCAGCUCCUUCAGCUUGUCUUUCUCCUCCCUCCUGGCAUCCACAGGCCCAUCUGGACUCCCAGUCAACCCUCUACCCCAAUGAGGGGCAGGGGGAUGAACCGGGAGGCCCGGAUGUGGAUCCCCAGCCUCUUCGGCAUUCUACACCAAGGAAUGUCCGUGACUCGGGGCAGCAGUCCCGCCAUGAUGCAUCUACUAUAACAGACCUCUGCUCAGACCUGCCGGAGUUGGAGAUAGUGAGUCUGCUGUCAGAAGGUCAGCCCAAGUACACUCUUCGAGCAAACACGGUGUUUGGAUAUGACAAUGACGACUGGCUGCACACCCCUCUGGUGCCACAUGAGGUCGUACUGGGACUCACAUAUGAACAGAUCGAAGAGACCUUCAAAUAUUUCUUGCUGUGCUCAGACAGAGUGGGCCAGGUCACCAAGACGUAUCAUGACCUCAAGGCGGUCACCCACCUGCUGGAGGAGAAAGAGCGUGACCUGGAGUUAGCAGCUCGAAUCGGUCAGUCCCUCCUGAAGCAGAACCAAGAGCUAACAGCUCGCAAUGAAACACUGGAUGAACAGAUGGAAAUUGCAAAGGAAGAGAUUGCUCAACUUCGCCAUGAGCUGUCAAUGCGAGACGACCUGCUGCAGUUCUACGCCAGCACUGAGGAGACAGAAAGUGCUCUGGGCCUCUCACCAAUGAAAAGAAAUGAAUCCAGCAGUUCUCUCAGCAACUUUGUCCAUUAUGACUUUCUGCAUCAGAAGCUGAAGAGUUUGGAGGAGGAGAACCGCAAACUGAGAUUAGAGGCCACUGAGCUCUCCACAGAGACUACUAACUAUGAGGAGCAGGAACAGGAGCUGAUGAUGGUGUGUGUGGAGGAACUCUCGUCUGCAAAUAAACAGGUGGUGGACCUGUCAGAGGAGCUGGCUCGAAAAGUAGAGGACACUGUCCGACAGCAGGAAGAAAUCAGCUCACUGCUCGCUCAGAUUGUCGACCUGCAGGCCCGCUGCAAAGGGCUUGGUCAUGAGAACGAGGAGUUGAACCACCAACUGAGUGCCUCCAGAGAGAACGAGUCAAAACUUAAAUCACAGCUCAAGGACUUGCAGGACAAGUACUCUGAGUGUGAGGACAUGCUGCACGAGGCACAGAAGGACAAUAAAAACCUGCGAAAUAAGAGUCUGCCCAACAGUACGGUGCAGAGGUACACUGCGUUGGCCUCAGUCCUCCCCAUGGACUCUCUGGCUGCGGAGAUAGAGGGCACCUUCCGCAAAGGUCUGGACUCUCCCGCUCCCUCGGCGUACAAGAACCACCCAUGGCGUGUGUUUGAAACAGUGAAGGUGGUAAACAAAGCAGGGAGAAUGCGGUCCCAGUGUCACUCACCAGGGCUGCCAGGAUCCAGCCCUGUGUCUGCACACUCCAGUUGCACCAGCACCCCUCGAACCAGCUACUACUGUUCUGAUAAUGCCAGCUUAAUCCUGGAGGACAAGCCCAGCUCCACUACAGCUCAGAAAGAGGACAGCAAUGUUGGUGGGCCAAAACGCCUGGGUCAGCCAGGCACACCUGGAGGUCAGGACCUAGAAGCUGCUCUGCGCAACCUCUCAGCUCGCCAGCAGAGCCACUCCUCUGACCGGCCCUUCUUCGACGUGGAGAGGGAACGGAAACUCCGUGCCUUGGCGGCAAACUGUGAGGAGGGCGACGGCUCCAGUGGCUUUCUGACACCAAACGACAGCCUGGCCUCCAGCUCAGCUGCAUCGACGGGCACCAACUACUCCAACGGGAGCUCACGGCACUCCUGUGGCUCCUCAGGAGGCUCAAGGUCCUACCUGCCAGACCGCCUGCAGAUUGUUAAACCUCUAGAAGGCUCCGUGACCCUGCACCACUGGCAGCAGCUAGCGAAACCAAACCUGGGGGGCAUCCUCCACCCUCGCCCUGGAGUCCUGACCAAAGACUUCAAGGAGCUGGAGGUGGACGUACAGCAUGUCUACAGCCUGAACGACCUGGAGGAGGACGAGCCUGACUUGUCACAGCUUUCUGCAGCUCAUGGUUUGGCCUCUUCAUUGGGUCCCAACCUCCCUCAGACCUUCCCCAUACAUCCCAAAACCACCUGCAAAGUCCUCCAACCCUCCCCUCUCAUCCCUUCCUUCUCCAAUCGCCUUCGCUCUUUCAGCCUGCCACCUCGUCGGGACGGUGAGCACGUGAGUGCCUCAUCUUCCUCCCACCUCCAGCACUUUUACCGCACAAGCCUCACCUCCACCGCCGGCACCACCUCAUCACUGGGACUCCUGCAGCUGCUGCAGCAACACGGCAUCUCCGCCUCCACCGACCCCUACAGCAACCUGCAAUACGACCAUGCAGCGCCGCCUCCUCCUUCCUCCCCUGUGAGACAGAGAGGAGGACGCAGCUUGUCCUCGGACAGAAACCGGGGGAGAAGCCUCUUCAGUCUGAACUUGGUGGAGAAGCUUCAGAACCUUGGGCUGCACAGGGUGGCUGCCUGGGGAAUGAUGGGGUGCAGUGGGAAUGAGAGACACCAUCACCCUGCCACAUUGUGAGGGGCUUACCUGACUACUCCUCUUCACCACCGUGACUUCGCAUUAAGCCAUGAGAUUCCCCACAGUGCAAUUCACGACCCACCACAGCACCCGUGUUUUGAAAGACAGAAUGCCACUGAAUGUGUUGGAGCCAUGCUUGACACCUUAUCUGAGUAAAGUGACGAACUCAUCUUCAUUCAGCUAGUGCUCAUCUCAGGAGCUAAUUACCACUGCUUUCCACCACACACACACAGAACAGCAAACAGAAUCUUUUAUAUUGUGUUUGUGAGCAUCAUUUUAUUAUUUUUCUCCAUGGCUGGUUUUAAAAAUGUAACCGCUUGUUUUUCUUUUUUAGUUUUCAAAGUGUAAAUAUUUGCAUUCUUGUUUGAUAUUUAAGAAAAAAAAAAAAGACUACAUGCAGUAAAAACUGAAGUUGUGACACUGAAGAACAUCCAGAUACAGUAAAACUGCAGCACUGGUGUUCCUGUAUUUUAGAGCUGCUACAUUGAGAAAAGCUUCAUGUUGUACAGAAGAUCCAGGUAUGCUGAUACAGACGUGCUGCAACGUCGCCCCUCUCCUGCUCUCACGCCCUGCAUACCUUAUUAUCUCAUACUAUUGUGUAAAUCUGAGCCACGCCCGAGUGAACGGGUUCCACUGUCAGCAUCACAGAAACUGAUCAAGUUGACUCUACUGUAUUUCACACCAUCAGGAAUCUGUUUAACUGCUGGGGUUUCUGUCUGAUCAUGACCGUUUUUCCGGGCAUUAAGAGUGAUUUCUCAAUGUUUGUUAGUUUUUAAGUAGUGAGAUUCAUUCAGAAUAAUCAAAUUUAUUAAAAAAACGGCAUAGGAUAUUGUGGAUUUAAAAGGGAAGAAAUCAUAAAUGCAGGUUAUAAGUAGUUUUUCACCUAAAUACACCAAAUUCCUGUUCCUCUGCACUGCUCUUCACUGUUGUCUGCCAGCUAUGUAUCAGUGUGUGUUUUACCACCUGAGAAUAAAACCAUGCAUCUCCAUCAA